Penicillium crustosum is the source of this 267-nucleotide messenger RNA. RefSeq lists its product as uncharacterized. NCBI's taxonomy places the organism in Eukaryota, Fungi, Ascomycota, Eurotiomycetes, Eurotiales, Aspergillaceae. The record is from RefSeq and is a predicted model, not a curated record. The coding region runs from base 1 to 267 and encodes 88 amino acids. The transcript has a single exon.
AUGCAGCAGUUUUCCACCAGUAGUAUGGUCUGCGCUCCCAACACGGACGGUGAGAGAUGCGGCGGUACUGCCCUCGACACAGUGCACGGCAGUGAGAAUCAUCUUUGGGCCCACGACGGUGCCAAUGAAUAUCACGGAGUUUCCGAACUAGUUGUUACGGACGAGGACGGCGCUGAAAGGGCAUUCGAGACUGGUGGCUUCAGUACCGUGAACUAUGGCGGUGACGAGAGGGUUGAAAAUAACCCAAAAUUGGGGCAAGAAACAUGA